AUGGGAUCAAUUAGCACCAGCCACUCGGACGAGCAGCUUGCAAAGGAAUACCCUAAAGGGUGGAAAUUGGCUCUCCUCACGCUUGCCAUCUGUCUGACUAUCUUUCUGAUUUCCCUUGAUUUCUCGAUCAUUGCCACGGCCAUCCCCGCAAUUACGUCUGAAUUCCGCAGUUUGGAGGAUGUUGGCUGGUAUGGGAGUUCAUAUCUUCUCACGACAGCGUCUUCGCAGCUACUUGUCGGAAAGUUCUAUUCCACAAUGGGCAUCAAAUGGGUCUUUUUGGUCGCACUCCUCGUGUUCGAGGUCGGAAGUGCCAUUUGCGGCGCAGCACCCAAUUCUGUAUCCCUGAUCCUUGGACGAGCCAUUGCUGGCUGCGGUAAUGCCGGUCUGCUCUCAGGUGCGCUCCUCAUCUUGGCUCACAGUGUACCACUCGAGCGACGUCCGUUAUUCACUGCCCUAACUGGCGGUACAUAUGGCGUUGCUGCCAUUGCUGGGCCUCCGCUUGGUGAUGUCUUCACGGACAAAGUUUCAUGGCGGUGGUGUUUCUAUAUCAACCUCCCCAUCGGUUUAGUAACUUUCAUCGUCGUGGCAAUCUUUUUUCAGAACCCUAGCGUGCCCGAUGCCCCAGCGUCCCGAACUCUGUUCGACCGUGUCAAGCGUUUCGACCCUCUGGGAACCAUCCUUUUCAUGCCAGCUGUGAUCUGCCUCCUUCUGGCCCUGCAGUGGGGAGGUGCCAAAUAUCCAUGGAACAGCAGCAGAGUCAUUGCCUUGCUCGUCUCGUGUGGUAUACUUCUUCUCGCCUUCGUUGUUGUGCAGUGCCGUGCCCAAGACAAUGCCACCGUGCCGCCACGCAUCAUCAGGAACCGGACCAUCUGGUCCUGUGCAGUGUACCAGCUAUUCCUGGGCGCCGGCUUUUUCAUUUUCGUCUACUACGUACCAAUCUGGUUCCAAGCCGUCCAGGGGGUCAGCGCCAUCGAGUCAGGGAAACGCACGUUGCCCAUGCUAGUUGGGAACAUCGUCGCGACCACCCUCUCGGGCAUAGCCGUCGCCGCCGUCGGCCUCUACGCACCAUUCAUGAUCCUAGGCACCAUCGUCACCUCAGUAGGCGGCGGCCUGCUAACACUGUUCAAUCCGAACACCAGCACGGCCGCCUGGAUCGGCUACCAGGUCCUCGUCGGCGUGGGGAUCGGCCUAGGAUGGCAGCAACCCAUCGUGGCCGUCCAAACGGUUUCCAGCAUGGCCGACGUGCCCACCGCAACGGCCAUCCUGUCCUUCUCCCAGACCAUCGGCGGCGCAGUGUUCAUCAGCGUGGCCCAGUCCGCGUUCACAAGCCGACUAACCCACGAGCUGACCGCUACAGUCCCCGACCUGGACCCCUUCGUGGUGCUGGACAGCGGCGCGUCUGAUCUCGCCGGUCAUGUCCCCAGGCAGUUCCUUUCGGCGGUUGUCUGGGCGUACAGCAAUGGCUUGAAAAACGCCUUCGUUAUCGACACCGUCAUGGCUGCGUUUUCUGCACUGGGCAGUGCCUUUGUGGAGUGGAAAAGCGUGAAGGGGAAGAAGAUCGAAGCUGGUAUUGCUGCUUAGCUUUGAAUAGACUACGACCUAUCGAACUUCCCUAGAUGGAACAGAUAGAGCUAGAAAUAAACAUG
Molecule: messenger RNA, 1646 nt
Organism: Aspergillus steynii IBT 23096
Lineage: Eukaryota; Fungi; Ascomycota; Eurotiomycetes; Eurotiales; Aspergillaceae
Product: MDR family MFS transporter
Exons: 5
Coding region: 1-1581 (526 amino acids)
Biological process (GO): transmembrane transport
Molecular function (GO): transmembrane transporter activity
Source: RefSeq, a predicted model, not a curated record